Messenger RNA from Dicrocoelium dendriticum, 1797 nucleotides. NCBI's taxonomy places the organism in Eukaryota, Metazoa, Platyhelminthes, Trematoda, Plagiorchiida, Dicrocoeliidae. The record is from the annotation of a GenBank genome assembly.
CUGGAGCCAGCCAAUUCUGGCCAUGAACACCAAUUGGGUAAAUUCUCUUGCGAUGUUCUUGAGCUGGAAGGAGCAAUCGAGAGGCUGCAAGAACCAGAUCUCUGUUCAUUGUCCAAUCUUGAAGAUGCUAUCAAAUGGACCGUACUUGAAAUUUACAAGUUCUGGGGACCCUCUGUCUUUGUUCAGAUUUUGAUUUUUACGGAUGGUGGUGCCUCAAUCUUCAACUCCACUUCAACCACGAUGGGCAAAACACCCCAUUGUUCUGCUACUUGGUCUAAUGUGUCCCUCAUUUUCGUCAGCAUGAGUGAUGACCAGUUAUCUUCAGAGCUACUCGAGGUUCACCAACGGUUCCUACCGAAUUCAAAGAUCAUCUGCCUGGGCGAUCACAUACAAGGAGGGCAGUCUUUGGACGACUUAUCCGGCGUUUGCGCGGACGCUGUCAUCCGAGCAUGCACCACUACCAUCGGUUAUUUGUCGUCGAACACCGAGUCUGAGGUGACCAUCCGAUGUGGACAUCUGUUCGGUCCGGUCACUCUCUCCCCGGCACUACACAUUAGCUGUUCUGAAUCCGUUCAGCCUCCUUUCUCUGUGGAGACUUUUGGCUUUUUGCAUAUCAGUGAUCUGAACAACCCACCGGUGUACAGUAGACACAGCGUGAAUUGUUCUUCAAGUGAAGACACUGGGGAUUUUCUCUCUUUGCUUCUGGUUUCCAUGCAAGAGACAAAGACUGUCGGUAUGUGCAGCAUCUUUGUGGAGGAGAAACCAUCAAGCUUGAAGUCGAAAUCCAUCAAACGAGUGUGGCGUUAUGGUUUCUUGCAUCAAUUCGAUGCCAAGUCGCCAUAUUUGAUGCUGUCUAUAUUCGAUAAAGAGUGUUCCGGCUUACCAUGGCUCGGUCAGUUUGAGCAUUUGGCUCCAGUAGAAGACUUCGCUGGUAUUCAGUUGUAUGAUGAUCGAGAAGGCAGCUCUCCGUUUCCCGUUCUUGUUCCUGACCGACUGAGCUACGGCGCAUUCUCCGAUUCCGCCACUUCCGGUCGUUUACCCGCUGGAGCCACUGAACCCUUCCGAUAUGUCUCGUGGGUGUCCUCGCCUUCCAUGCAGACAGACGUGAACAAAGUGCUACGUUUAGGGCGCAGGCUGCCCGAAAAAUCCCAUUUGUUCUUCAAAGAAUUGUCCAGAAUAUGCUCCGUCUCUUUGGCUUACGGUUGUCCUGACCUUUUGGGGCACAUUGCUCGGCUCACAGAAGCUGCACACGCGCUUGAGUUACAAUCGAACGGUCCAAACGCUCAAGCUAUUCAAGCACAUUUGGCUACCAUGCGGCGCAUUUUGACGGAGUCUCUUCCGAUUGACAGUUCUUGACAUGUUUGUACAGCUUUUUUGUUAUACUCUAAACUAUUCUUUCUCCAGCCCAUGGAGCUCGCUUCUUGCCAUCUCGGCCACAGCAUCGAGACAUCGCUUCUCUUUGUAUCAACGGUCAGGAACCGAAAGUUCCAGCAAUAUAUCGCUAGUAGACAUCGAUUGUCUACUAGUAUACAACCGUAAGCUGUCUGGGACACUGCAGUGGCAACCGAAACCCUUGCACGAGCGGGAACUUCGAACCGUAGAUGUCAUAGACGGCUGAACUGCUCUCCAACCAAUCCCCUUGUUUUUACUUUAGAAUUGUAUUAGUGCUAACCUCUCGCUGUUCUUUAAGCUCUACCACUUACGACACAAGUUCUCCAAUUUACUCUGGGGAUUUACUUGGUUUCUUGUUGCGAUAUCUGUAUUACCCGCCAACUCUAACGGUGUCAUUCUCCGGUG